Silurus meridionalis is the source of this 1354-nucleotide messenger RNA. RefSeq names its product G protein-coupled receptor 34 like (gene gpr34l). The transcript has 2 exons. Gene Ontology annotation, biological process: G protein-coupled receptor signaling pathway. The record is from RefSeq and is a predicted model, not a curated record. Gene Ontology annotation, molecular function: G protein-coupled purinergic nucleotide receptor activity. Lineage: Eukaryota; Metazoa; Chordata; Actinopteri; Siluriformes; Siluridae. Bases 96 to 1088 code for a protein of 330 amino acids. Gene Ontology annotation, cellular component: membrane.
AUCAGCAGAGAAGAGAGAAGAUUCUCCUGCACUGGAACUCACAUUCAAACCAGCUUUAUUUCAGCCACGAAGUAAAGCACGUCAGUCUCAGGGGCAUGAUGUCUCUGGGGCUCAGCAGCAACAUCAGCAACAAUGAUACCUGUGAGAUCCAGGAUGGAGUCCUGUCCCUCUACCUGCCCAUCAGUUAUGCCAUCAUUUGCUGUUUCGGGCUCCUCAGCAACACCAUCAGCGUCUUUGUUUUCUUCAUACGACGCCACGAGGACAGCUCCACGGCUGUGUAUAUGCGUCAUCUGACGCUCGCUGACUCGCUCCUGGUCCUGUGUUUGCCCCUGAGGGUCUUCUAUCAUUACAAACAAGGUCCUUAUUUCCUGUGCAAAUUAGUGGGCGUGUUCUUCUACAUCAACAUGUACGCCAGCAUCUCCUUCCUCAGCCUGAUCAGCUUGGACCGCUACCUGAAGAUCAUCAAGCCGGUUUGGGUCUUCCGUGUGCAAAAGGUGCUGUGGAGCCGCAUCGCCUGCUACAUCAUCUGGGCGGCUCUUUUUACAGUGACCACUCUGUUUUUUGUCAAUAACAAGCACAAUAAUCCGUGCGACAAGAUCUGCUUCCAUUUCCACAAAAAGGGGCUGCUACCAGGGAGCAUCAACCUGGCCGUGGUGGUGCUCUUUGGGGGCUUGUGCCUGGUUUUCAUUGUUUCCUACGUGAAGAUCGCGCUGAAACUCAGAACCGUAGAGAUGGGGAAAGGUGAUCCGAACGGAGAAAAUCGCAAAAAACAUCUGAUCCUGAAAACGUUCCUGGUGCCUGUGAUAUUCACACUCUGCUUUCUACCGUACCAUUUGGUCAGAGUGCCUUACGUCCUGGCCCAGAUGGAUGUGAUUAAGGAGGUGGAAAACAAGCAGAUGUUGCACACCUGGAAUGAAAACACACUGCUUCUGUCUGCACUCAACAGCUGCCUGGAUCCUAUCAUUUAUUACUUUUUGUCCAGCAUAUACAGGAAGACGAUCCUAUGUGCCAUCCAGGGCAAAUUUAAAACCAUGUACGACUUAAACAGAAGACGAAUUAGUAUUAAUCGAUCGAUCACAGAAAUUUAGCACAAAACAAGGACUUAUUAUUUACAGCACUCAAAAUCAAGUGCGUUGUUUUUUUAGAGACACAGGCAUGUUUCUUUUGUUUCUAUGCAGCAAACUCAGUAAUGUAGAUAUGAAGAUUUACUUUGACCAAACAAAUCUAUAAAUGUCCAGAUUAUUUUCAUUGAGGACUUUAAAACUCGCCAAAGAUGUUCUUCACUAGUUGGAGAUUGUGAUCCAGUUCAUCUCAGAGCAGUUCAGUAGGAUUGAGGUGCAGUGACUGUGUAGGU